This is a messenger RNA of Sebastes umbrosus (honeycomb rockfish), 4467 nucleotides long. It is a transcript of the gene tmtc3, whose product is annotated as transmembrane O-mannosyltransferase targeting cadherins 3. Gene Ontology annotation, cellular component: endoplasmic reticulum. Gene Ontology annotation, molecular function: mannosyltransferase activity; protein binding. The transcript has 14 exons. Gene Ontology annotation, biological process: protein O-linked glycosylation via mannose. The record is from RefSeq and is a predicted model, not a curated record. The coding region runs from base 142 to 2964 and encodes 940 amino acids. Lineage: Eukaryota; Metazoa; Chordata; Actinopteri; Perciformes; Sebastidae.
AAUAAAAUAAGUGGAUGAAUUCCUCUGAACCGGAAGUGAUAGUGCUGAUGUGUUGAGGCUAACGUUAGCUCUCAUAAGUGGAUGAAUGCCGCUUGCUGACUUGUUUACACUGUAAUUGAUCAAUGACGGCUUUGGUCAGCCAUGGCUGUCGUGUCAUGGAAGGAGAUUUUACUUUUGACUGGACUGGUGGUGGGAUGUUACUGGAACAGUCUGUCGUGCGGCUUUGUGUUUGAUGAUGUCUCAGCAAUCCUUGACAACAAGGACCUACGGCCCGCAACGCCUCUCCGCAACCUGUUCCUCAAUGACUUCUGGGGAACACCCAUGUCUGAGGAGCGGAGCCAUAAAUCUUACCGACCCUUGACCGUACUCACCUUCCGACUGAACUACCUCUUCACUGAGCUGAGCGCAGCUUCCUACCAUCUGCUCAAUGUUGUUUUACACGCCGUAGUAUGUGUGCUUUUCCUGCGAGUGUGCCGAUUGUUCCUGGACAAGACCUCCGGCUUGGUGGCAGCGUUGCUGUUUGCUGUGCACCCCAUCCACAGUGAAGCUGUCACAGGUGUGGUUGGCAGAGCUGAGCUUCUUUCUUCCAUCUUUCUCCUGGCUGCUUUCCUGGCCUACACAAAAUCAACCAGUGCAGAGCACUCCAUUGUUUGGGCUCCCAUCGCUCUGACCGUUGUUUUAGUGGCUGCAGCGACGCUGUGUAAGGAGCAGGGAAUCACGGUCGUCGGCAUCUGCUGUGUCUAUGAAGUGUUUGUUGCGCAAGGGUUUACCUUGCCCAUGCUGUUGGACACACUGCGGCAAGUUUUGCAGGGUAAAGACGGUUUCCCCUAUGCCGUCCUGCAAACUCUGCUAAAGCUCAUUGUCCUCGUCAUCAGCACCCUGCUGCUCGUCAUCGUCAGGGUCCAAGUCAUCCAGUCCCAGCUUCCUGUCUUCACCAGAUUUGAUAACCCGGCAGCAGUCAGCUCCACUCCCACAAGACAAUUGACUUUCAACUACCUACUUCCUGUGAAUGCAUGGCUUCUGCUGAAUCCCUCUGAGCUCUGCUGCGACUGGACUAUGGGCACCAUCCCUCUGGUGGAGUCCCUCCUAGACCUCCGUAACCUGGCCACCCUGGGGUUCUACACUUUCCUGGGCCUGCUUGCUUACCACAGCCUGCGCUACAGACACAGCUCUGCCAAGACUGUCAUCAUGGCCCUGUCUUUCAUCGUCCUGCCUUUUAUUCCUGCGUCCAACCUCUUCUUCCCUGUGGGUUUCGUCGUGGCAGAGAGGGUCCUUUAUGUGCCCAGUAUGGGCUUCUGUGUCCUUGUUGCACAUGGAUUCAAGAUCAUCUCACAUAAAGGACACCUGAAGAAGAUUUCCUGGUUGAUAAUCGGGGUGCUUUUAACUACACAUGCAGUGAAAACUUUCAACAGGAAUUGGGACUGGGAGUCAGAAUAUACUCUGUUCACCUCUGCCCUGAAGGUCAACAAGAACAACGCCAAGUUGUGGAAUAAUGUCGGCCACGCUCUAGAGAACCAAAACAAUUAUGAGAAGGCACUGCGGUACUUUCUCCAGGCCACUCGUGUCCAGCCAGAUGACAUUGGUGCUCACAUGAAUGUUGGAAGAACCUACAAGAACUUGAACAAGUCCAGGGAGGCAGAAGAUGCCUACUUGGUUGCCAAAUCCCUCAUGCCACAGGUUAUUCCUGGUAAGAAGUAUGCGACACGUGUGGCCCCCAACCAUCUGAACGUUUACAUAAACCUCGCCAAUCUGAUCCGGGCCAACGAAUCGAGGCUGGAGGAGGCCGACCAGCUCUACCGACAAGCAAUCAGCAUGAGACCGGACUUCAAACAAGCCUACAUCAGCAGAGGGGAGCUGCUUCUGAAGAUGAACAAGCUCACAGAAGCCCGGGACGCCUACCUCCGAGCCUUGGAGCUUGACCGCACCAACGCAGACCUGUGGUACAACCUGGCCAUCGUCAACAUUGAGAUGAAGGACCCGUCGGAAGCCCUGAAGAACUUCAACCACGCCCUGGAGCUAAACCCGCGCCACAAGCUGGCGCUCUUCAACUCAGCACUUCUUAUGCAGGAGUCUGGUGAGCCGAAGUUCUGGCCCGAGGCCAACCGUCGUUUCCUUACCUACGUGGAGGAGGAGCCCGAAGAUGCCAACGGCUACUUCAACCUCGGCAUGCUGGCCAUGGAUGCAAAUGAAAAUGCAGCAGCUGAGCGCUGGAUGCGUAAAGCCAUUGGUUUGCAGGCAGGCUUCCGCAGUGCCCUGUUCAACCUGGCGCUGCUUUACUCUCAGUCCAAACGCGAGGUGGAUGCGCUGCCUGCGCUGGACGAGCUGCUGCGUCACCACCCGGAGCACAUCAAGGGCCUGAUCCUGAAGGGGGACAUCCUCAUGAACCACAAGAAGGACACACGCGGCGCGAAAGCCUGCUUUGAGCGCAUUUUGCGCAUGGACCCCACCAACGUGCAAGGAAAGCACAACUUGUGCGUGGUCUACUUCGAGGAGCGCAACCUGCCGCGUGCCGAGCGCUGCCUGGAGGAAACGCUGGCCCUGGCGCCAAACGAGGAGUACGUGCGCCGUCACUUGAGUAUCGUACGAAAUAAAAUGGCUGCUAUGAGCGCAGCGGGGCAACCGCUUACUGCUACUACCGCCGCAGCAGGGGGAGCAACCAUAUCGGCUAAGGAGGAAGAGCCAAAGAGCGUUAAGGAGGGGGCGGAGGAGGUUGCUGAGGUUGAGGAGGAAGGGAGGGGUGCUGAUGCUGUUGGAAAUGAGGCUGGGGAUGAGAAGAAUGUGCGGAAAUCCUCUGCAGAAAGCCUCGGAGGUGUGGGCGUGGACCAAUCAGAGUCUUUGGACAGUAGCCAGUCUGACAAGCGGACUAAGGGUAAGUCCACUAAAGAGAUUAAAGAUAUAGAGAAAAAAAGGGCAGCUGCCUUGAAGAGACUAGAGGAGAUUGAGCGCAUAUUAAGUGGUGAUUGACAUUGUUAUAAUUUAUAGCUGGACUACUUUUAUAGAGCUCUUUAAUGCUCCAGGAUAAAACUGCAUUUCCCCCCUUAGAAAUGUGUAAUCAAAUGUCAUUUUACUCCUUUUGAUUUAUUCACUUGAUCGCAGGCUGCUCGGCAUGGCCCAGUUGAUUUAACACUAAUCAUGUAAAGAAGGGAAAUGUUGAUCCGCACACAAAACUCAUGUAACAAUAAGCACAAAGCCAAUUGGGGAUAAAUCUAUUUAAAGCUUAUGGCAGAUGCCAUUGUGUGUGUGUGUGUGUGCUUCAUCUGAAUGUGAUUUCACAUAUCGUAGAUCUGCAGUAUAAAUAAUUCUUUUUCUAUGUGUAGUCAUUGUUUAUCACUGGAUUUUUUUUCCCUCACUAAGAUGUGACUCACGCCUGUGUGUUAUUGUUUUUAAAAACAGAAUGAUUGUAUCUCGGACAAUUAAAGGAAAUGACAUGUCCCCCAGAUUUCCUUAAGGCGGGAUGAUAUCUGCAGAGUUUGGGGCCUCAAAAUAACCCUCCACUCCACCGUACAUCAACACCAGGCUUCUGUUCUGUUGCAGCAACGUCAUCUAAUCUUUAUUGAUCUCGCUCGGCACUUCCUGCCACUACAUCAUCGGCCUCUGCUCACAGCUGCCUUCACCUCAAAAAUCACAUUGGGAUCCCAUCUACAGACUAUUAUCUCACUCCCUUUGUCACAUUACCCUUUCACAUCUCCACGGCUGUCUCCCAUCCUUUAGACACAACAGCCACAUUAAAAGAUGAAUGCUCUUCCUGCUCGUGUUAGUAAAACCGCCCCCCCCCCACACACACACAUCGCUUUGACCAGGACAACAACCAUUCAAUGUGACGGUCAACAAUGACGCACGCUCUUCCUCAGCAUCAGGCUUCAUCAUGUGUUCCUCACUUUCAUGUUCCUUCCACUUUACAGGGGGGAAUUUUUCACAGCACAUUUGCAGAAAACAGAUCUCCACAUUCAUCCCGCUCCACGGUGACGAUGUUGUUUUAGCUUACUGGCACGGAAAUAACACUGGGAUGUUCCACAUAUUCAAGGUUUUGUAGUAGCCUUUGUAUUCACUUUCUUCAGCUUUUACACUUGUGAUCACUCUGAGGCAAAAAAUACUCUGCAUCUCUCUGUAGCUACUACCGUCAUCUAAGCCUGCUGAGAGCGAGUACACAAACUAAAACUUGAACAGAAAUCAGACAUGCUCAGAUCUCUUCGCGCUGGUUUCCUCAAGACCAUAAUUAAACCCAGAACCCGAUGAUUAAGACCCCGAUCAGACCGAGUGUGUUUUAGCAGCCUGGGGUGGCUUUAUGUAAUUGUUUUCAAUGAGAUUGAAGCGUUUUGCGCGCUGCUUUUGCGCUGCUGAGUGCUUCGCGUUUUUAAAGGAGUGCCCUGAACGCCUCGGAUUAAAAAAAAUUAAAUUAAAGCCAAAAAGCGGCCAACGUCUUUAGUGUUUUUUCUCCUUGUGGUGACUUUUGCUGUAUACCCGGAG